AUGACAUUAUUUCGUGGUAAUUUAUUCUUAUAUUGUGUUGCCUGUUUUGCUUCUAUUGGUCAAUUCUUAUUUGGCUAUGAUCAAGGGGUUUUAUCAGGAAUUUUGGUAAAUGAAAGUUGGUUAACAGAAUUUAAUCAUCCUAAUGAUACGAUACAAGGUAUGGUGGUCAGUGUGUUCUUACUUGGUGCUUGGGUGACAUCUUAUCCUGCUAGUUGGGUCAUGGAUCAAUUUGGUCGCCGAUCUACUAUCUUCUCUGGUGCCAUCGUCUUUAUUAUUGGUGGCGUUCUACAAACUGCUGCUAUCAAUAUGCCUAUGCUUAUGAUCGGUAGAAUAUUGAGUGGAUUUGGUAUUGGCUUUUUGUCUACUGUGUUACCUGUCUAUACUGCUGAAUUAUCUCGUGCUCAUAACAGAGGAACAGUGACUGUAAUGGGAAUGGCAAUCAAUAUGUUUGGUUAUCUUUGUUCUUGUUUUGUGGAUUAUGGUGCUUCCUAUAUUGAUUCGGAAUGGUCCUGGCGACUUCCUUUACUAUUACAAUGUGUAUUCGCUGUGAUCUUGGCAUUGGGUACCUAUUUAUUACCUGAAUCUCCUCGAUAUUUGAUCAACAAGGAUAAUCAUAAAGCUGCCCUGAAAGUAUUGACUGAUAUGUACGAUGAAACAGCUGAUCAUCCAGAUGUGCAGGAUGAAUACAAUGGUAUCACUUCAGCUGUACAUUAUGAACGUACUAUGGGAACACCAACAUGGAUGGAAAUGUUUACUACUUAUCGUAAACGAUCUUUUAUUGGUAUUGCUGUUCAAGCUUUAGGCCAGCUUUGUGGAAUCAACAUCGUCACCUACUAUGCUCCAAAAAUGUACGAAAGAGUGUUAGGACCUGGUAGAGCAUCUAUUUUAUUCAGUGGAUUUACAGCAUUAGCUUACUUUGGUGGAGCAAUUGUAUCAACAUUAUUGGUGGAUCGUGUAGGUCGACGACCAUUAUUCAUGACUGGCAACUUUUUCAUGGUCAUCUGGUUAGUAAUCAUGGCAGUGUUCAACAAGGUCUCAUUAGGUGAAACGUCUGCAAUAUUGGUGAUUGCCUUCACAAUGAUUUAUGUAGCAACAUUUGGUGCUUCAUGGGCGUGCACAGACUGGCUGUAUCCUGCGGAACUCUUUCCAUUGCGUGCACGGGCUAAAGGUAUGAGUUUAGCAGUAGGAUCCAACUGGAUUAGCAACUUUUGUAUUGGAUUAUGGACCCCUCCGAUGCUGGCAUCCAUUGGGUUUGGUACAUAUGUCUUUUAUGCUGCAUUCAACGUUGUGGCCUUCUUUACUGUCUACUGUUUCUUUGUGGAAACAAAGGGGAAAAGCUUGGAAGAAAUCGAUGCCUUAUUUGGUGAUAUCAAUCAUGCUCACGUGGAAGAUAUCUUGGGUCCAAGCAAGACAGCUAUAAACUCUUUUAAUGAUGAUGAUCGGAACGAAAAGAAGGAAUUAUCUGUCUAGGAUCUCGAACAUCAACAAGUUUAGUUAGUUAGUUUUAGUUUUACUUAUUGUAUUUUUAUAUAUUUGGAAUAUAUGAU
Halteromyces radiatus is the source of this 1547-nucleotide messenger RNA. Its product is annotated as general substrate transporter. The transcript has 6 exons. NCBI's taxonomy places the organism in Eukaryota, Fungi, Mucoromycota, Mucoromycetes, Mucorales, Cunninghamellaceae. Gene Ontology annotation, cellular component: membrane. The record is from RefSeq and is a predicted model, not a curated record. Gene Ontology annotation, biological process: transmembrane transport; carbohydrate transport. Gene Ontology annotation, molecular function: carbohydrate:proton symporter activity. Bases 1 to 1470 code for a protein of 489 amino acids.